UCCAUCAGGAAAUCACCGAACGCCAUUGCGAUAAAUAUUCACACCCAGCCUUGUCAGCCUGUCACCGCUUCACUCCACAAUCUCACCAUCAUCAACAAUGAAGCCAACCAACGCGAUCCUCUCCGUCCUCGCCUCGCAGGCGACGGCGCAGCUCAUCGAUAUCCAGAUCGGCGACACCGCUAGGCUCGAUAUCAUGCGCCAAGCAGCCGAAGCCCAAGUCAACGGCAACACAGCCAAAGCCCACGCAUUAAUGGAUCAAAUCCGCGUCGCAGACGCCGCGCACGAAAAGUCUCUCUGGAAGACAGAUUGUCGCGUCAGCUCUCAAUUCGAAGCUGAGAUCUACACCGUUCAAGAUCCCUCGCGCGCACCGAAGGAAAUCGCCUGGGCGAUGGAGUUUCUCGAUAAUCACUGGAAGACAGAUGAUGGUCGCGAUCUUCCCUACCCUGGUGAUUUUGAUCGCUUCAUGCAUCCUGAUGGAUUCAGGGUCAUGCGCAUGGAUUAUAAGAAGCUUCCUUGGGCGGUGCGCAAGUAUCAUGAGGAGCUUGUUAAGGAGGGUAAGCAGAUGGAGCGCAAGUUCAUCGCGGAGAUUGACGGGAGUGCGUUCUUUGCGCCGGGUGUCGUUACGUGGUUGGCGCCUUUGUUUGCGGGGAGUCAAGUUGAGCUUGGCAAGGAUGCGUGUGAAGAUGCCCUGGUUGACUUUAGUAACUGGGGUAAGGGGAAGCAGGCGGCUGAUGGUGUUAGGUAUUCCUUUGGGUAUGGUGGUAAGGUGCAGAUUGGGGAUCAGAUCACUGUUGAGGUGCACGCUCAGAGGUCUUCUAAGCAGGGUGCUGAGAAGAAGGUUGCGGAUGGCGGGGAUGAGGAGACUGAGGGAACCGAGGAGCUGUAGAUUCAGAUUGCGCUGUAGUUGUUUGCGUCUUACUGUUGCCGGGGUGAAGUGUUCUCGAGUUAUGUAACUGCCUUGCUGUUUUAACGAUACGAAGUAAUGAGUUUCUGUUGUUCGCGAUCAGAAGUAAAAGUCGUUCAACCAUGCUUGAAAAUUCCCUCUGGUCAGCCCGGCGACCUCACAACUUUGCUCCCCUCGAUUUCCUAGCCUCCCUCUCCUUAUCCCUCAGCUUGCGUCUCAAGAUCUUCCCAGUCGGACUUUUCGGU
Molecule: messenger RNA, 1149 nt
Organism: Fusarium verticillioides 7600
Lineage: Eukaryota; Fungi; Ascomycota; Sordariomycetes; Hypocreales; Nectriaceae
Exons: 2
Coding region: 98-886 (262 amino acids)
Source: RefSeq, a predicted model, not a curated record